Messenger RNA from Ixodes scapularis (black-legged tick), 708 nucleotides. RefSeq names its product NADH dehydrogenase [ubiquinone] 1 alpha subcomplex subunit 8 (gene ND-19). The transcript is spliced from 3 exons. The record is from RefSeq and is a predicted model, not a curated record. Lineage: Eukaryota; Metazoa; Arthropoda; Arachnida; Ixodida; Ixodidae. Gene Ontology annotation, biological process: mitochondrial electron transport, NADH to ubiquinone. Bases 84 to 611 code for a protein of 175 amino acids.
GUCGAGCUAGAUUUUUUUUUAUAUUUCUUUGCGAAUAUUCGCUCCGGGAGGUUCGUCGCUUGUGUCCAUGCCGAACAACCGAAAUGCCUUUUUCCGAGGGCUAUGAAUUUCCAUCUGAUAGUGAAUUAAAUGUCGAGGAGGUCAAUAUAUCUACACCAGCUCUCCGUGCAGGAGCUUACCACUUCGGAAAAUACUGCGAUGAGCAGAGCAAGGAGUUUAUGCUCUGCAAGAAAGAGGAAAUAGAUCCCCGGAAAUGCCUAGCGCCGGGCCGCGCAGUCACCAGCUGCGCUCUCGAGUUCUUCCGAAAGGUCAAGAAUUCAGCGUGCCGCCAGCCCUUCGACGACUACGCCCGGUGUCUCGACUUUAGCAGCGCCGACAUGCACAAUCGGCACUGCAGAAAGACUCAGGCUGCCUUGGACAACUGCAUGCUGGACCAGCUGGGCAUUGAACGGCCACACCUGGGCUACUUUGCCAUGCCACGGAUCCACCAUACAGAGAGGCCCAGGCCUGAACCAAAGUUCAAGAAAGACUACGAGAAGACACCUGCUCUGCCAGAUGACUUCCCCAGGCCGGACGCCAAGCACGGUACCCGUGCCUUCUGGUACAGCUAGGGUGUGCAACUGCGUCUGAGGGAGUGUCUGCUGCCACCUUCCAGUGGACCCUGUCUGCAGUAGAGUAUGAAAGAGUCAUUAAAGUUGCAUAGGGACA